GCCGGUUGCCAGGGAGGCCGCGCUCCCCACCCCGCCCCGUCGGCCCCGGUGCUCGCGCGUUCGGUGACGGCCGGGCAGCGCGAUGCCAAGGGAGAGCUGCUGGCGGGGGCGGUGGGAUCUCGGUGCGCCAUGAGCCCGGCUGCGGCCGAUGAGCACAGCGCACGCCGCCCUCCACUUGCCCCGGGGCCUCGGCCGCGUAGAUAGCGGCGGCAGGACAGGAAGCCCGAGGACACCGCAGGGCCGCGUCUCUACCAACACGCGAAGGGAGUCGGGCCCCGGGCCGCCACCGUCACCUCGGCCGCUGCAGCCGUCGCCAUCGCCUUGUUCCCCCACCCUCCCGCCAUGGCCGAAGAGCUCUCCGCGGCCACGUCCUACACCGAAGAUGAUUUCUACUGCCCGGUCUGUCAGGAGGUGCUCAAAACGCCCGUGCGGACUGCGGCCUGUCAGCACGUUUUCUGUAGAAAAUGUUUCCUGACUGCAAUGAGGGAAAGCGGAACACAUUGUCCCCUGUGUCGUGGAAAUGUGACUAGAAGAGAGAGAGCAUGUCCCGAACGGGCUUUAGACCUUGAAAAUAUCAUGAGGAAGUUUUCUGGUAGCUGCAGAUGCUGUGCAAAACAGAUUAAAUUCUAUCGCAUGAGACAUCAUUACAAAUCUUGUAAGAAGUAUCAGGAUGAAUAUGGUGUUUCUUCUAUCAUUCCAAACUUUCAGAUCUCUCAAGAUUCAGUAGGGAACAGUAAUAGGAGUGAAACAUCUACAUCUGAUAACACAGAAACUUACCAAGAGAAUACAAGUUCUUCUGGUCAUCCUACUUUUAAGUGUCCCCUGUGUCAAGAAUCAAAUUUUACCAGGCAGCGUUUACUGGAUCACUGUAACAGUAAUCACCUAUUUCAGAUAAUUCCUGUGACAUGUCCCAUUUGUGUGUCCCUUCCUUGGGGAGAUCCUCGCCAGAUAACUAGAAAUUUUGUUAGUCAUCUAAAUCAGAGACAUCAGUUUGAUUAUGGAGAAUUUGUGAAUCUUCAGCUAGAUGAAGAAACCCAGUAUCAAACUGCUGUUGAAGAAUCUUUUCAAGUAAACAUCUGAAGGCUGUAGACGCCUCUGCAUCUUUGUACCUGCAAGUGCCAUCCUUAGGGGAAAACUACAUGUAGUCACCGUUUCAGUAACUUGAUGUGUAUAUUAAUAAAAGUAAUUCCAUCAUUUUAGGUUUUGAUUGAAAAUAAAGGCGAGGCUUCUAAAAACUUCAUCCUCUUGAUAAGUUAAAAAAUGAAAGUUAUGACAUUAGCUUUAAAAGCGUAAAAAAAGAUAUUUCACUAAUGUAAUGGUGAAAGAGAAUCCCUGUUGUACUUUAUCUUUUUGUAAUACUAAAUAUUCUUGAAUUUUUCAUUAUGUUGCUUUUGAAAUUUGGUGCAUUCCUCCCAUUUACUUUAUUAUUGUACACAGAUAACACACAGUAGCAAAUUUUGAACAGUGUGAUUGAUAUAAACCUAACAAAUCUGAGCCAGUUAUUAGAGUUGCAGAGUAGAAACUUGAAGUGCUAAAUGGAAUAAUCCAAAGGAAAUUUUUAAAAUGCAGAUUCUAGCUGAAAAAUUCAACUAUAAGAAAAUUGUAUUUAUAUAACAUUUACUAUUUUUGAAGACUAGUGAGAGUUCUGUAAUAAUUUUAAUUCUUUAAAAAGUGAAAGCUUGUAAAGAUAUUUUGUUUUUGUUAUUAGAAGGAAAUAAUGAGAAAAAUUUAUUUCUUUCAUGGGCAUUUGUUAAUUUCAGUCUUACUUUGACUGAUUUGUAAGCUUGGAAUUUACUAAGCUGAAUAACAGCUCGUUAGCCUCAGAAUUUUCAAUAGCCAGUAUUUCUGAUUAACUAAGUUGAAACUUUUAUUAGAAACUUUCAGUUGGUGAUACUGUAUUACUGUACUCUACAAGAUACAAAUGAGAGAUUUGGCUUCAUCUCAGUUUAGAAAUUUAUUCAAAGCUAAAGAUGUAUAUGUAUGUAUACAUACACUUGUGUGUGUAUAUAUAUAUAUUACACACAUGUAUGUAUGUAUGCAGUUUGUCAGGUUAUAUAUAGAAUUUCUAUUAAGGGUUUUUAAAAUGGACAAACAAUGGGGGUUGAAGUGUUUACCUGAUUUGUUAAAAUUUUGUAUAUCACCAAAUUUUUAAAAAGUAACAGUCACAUUGCUCAGUGAUCUAGUUGGCUGCUAUUACACCUUAAAAAUUGAGUUUACACACACAAUUAUCUGUUUAUAUGGUGCUCAUUUGUUAUUCUCAAAUUUAAUGUGUGACCAUGAUGUAGUGAGAAAGAUUCUACCAACCAUUCUGUUUCACUACUUUUUAGUAAAAACUGGGUUUGUUCUUAGUAUUCAUUAAUGAGAAUUAUAAAGUAUUUUGUAGAAGGCCCAAAUCACAGAAUAAAGGACGAAUAGUAGAUUCACUGGCAUUCCAUACUAAUAAUAAAUUGUUUAUGCUUUCUUUAAAAUUACUAAAAGAACAUAAAAGAGAAUCUCAGAAGUAGUUUGCUGCUAAUAUAUACAUAUAUUGUAUAAAAAAGGUAUAUUUUGGUUUUGUUAAAACCCUUCUUGACUUUUCUACACUGAACAUUUUUUUAACUUGAUUUAAUAAAAACGUUAAUUUUGGAAGUGGAGUUUUGUAAAAACCUUUUUCAAUCAAACAGUAAUGACUUUAUUUAUGGAUUAUAAUAACAACCACAAAAAAAGCCAUAUGUCUUAAUGAACAUAUGCCUUUGUUUUGUUAUUUUAUAGGGUGAUGUUUACUAUGUAUGUGCUUGAGCAUUUUCUCUGCAGUUACAUGGGUGUAAUUUUAAAAACAGGUCCUUUUAAAGAGACUUUUGACCAUAGUUUUUUCCAGUUUAAAGCAAUAACUUUCAUAGUUUCUUUCAAAGUUUAAUACAUCCAAUAUGUUAAGUUAAACCAUUCUGGGAUUUGGGAACUUCUUUAAAGGAAAAUUGUAGUAGAGGUCAUCUUGAUGGAAUUGUGUUUUGAAGUUUUGUGAAUGAGUUAAGUAUCACUGGUAGUUUUGUGUGUCUCACAUAUCAGCUUUUUCAUAAGGAAAAUACUGACUUUGUUUGCUUUUAUCUGGGAAUUUCUCAAUAUGAUUGUUUAAAAUUUCCCCUUCUUUUGUUAGUGAGUUGGGAAUAGGGAUAGACUUUACAGAUUUAAUUUAUGGAAAUUAAAUUUAUGGGGAAAAGUUCUUAUUUUUAAUACUGCUUAUAGCUGAAUCAGGAUUAAAGGAGGGAAACUGUAUUGAUACUCCAAUACCUUAAUUUCACAGUACCACUUAGGAAAACGAUUUCAACAAAUUACAGUUUAUGUUGUUAAACAGUCUUAUUUGAGAUGUAUUGCUUUAUUUUUAAAUUAAAAGUGGUUUUCUCCUA
This is a messenger RNA of Saimiri boliviensis boliviensis (Bolivian squirrel monkey), 3383 nucleotides long. It is a transcript of the gene RNF138, whose product is annotated as ring finger protein 138. Gene Ontology annotation, molecular function: single-stranded DNA binding; ubiquitin protein ligase activity. Gene Ontology annotation, biological process: double-strand break repair via homologous recombination; DNA double-strand break processing involved in repair via single-strand annealing. Gene Ontology annotation, cellular component: nucleus; site of double-strand break. The record is from RefSeq and is a predicted model, not a curated record. NCBI's taxonomy places the organism in Eukaryota, Metazoa, Chordata, Mammalia, Primates, Cebidae.